Molecule: messenger RNA, 3493 nt
Organism: Pieris napi
Lineage: Eukaryota; Metazoa; Arthropoda; Insecta; Lepidoptera; Pieridae
Product: zinc finger and SCAN domain-containing protein 31-like
Exons: 5
Coding region: 241-1506 (421 amino acids)
Biological process (GO): regulation of cell cycle process; neuron differentiation; negative regulation of transcription by RNA polymerase II
Cellular component (GO): transcription repressor complex; nucleus
Molecular function (GO): DNA-binding transcription repressor activity, RNA polymerase II-specific; RNA polymerase II cis-regulatory region sequence-specific DNA binding
Source: RefSeq, a predicted model, not a curated record
CGCGCCCCAGAGCGGACGUCGCGCACCCCUAACAAAUAUACUCGUCUAUUAUAGAUCGCAACUUAAGUUCAGAACAUUCCGUUUUUAAAUCACUAAAAUAAAGUUAACCGAGUUCAUUCUGUGCUUUCCAAGGGGUGCCGGCUGAGUCAUCAAAGGAUCAGGAACAGAUAAAAUGAUUGUAAGGAAAGUAUUUACGAAGGAAAAAUAAUGAUUAUAUCUCAAUAAUAAACAACGGCAGAUAUGGAGGCAGCUUUGCCGCACUUUCAUCGCUUAGCUUCUUCAAGAUUCUACCAACAAUAUGCAGCUCCACCGGUUCAUAUAUCCAGUAACUAUCUCCACGAUCUUGUCCCACAACAGCAUCCAACGCUUCUUCAACAAUACCUCUCCUACUACCAUGAACCAUCGGUACCCCUCGAUCUCUCUCUUAAGCAAACCACACCCAUCACUCCUCCUUGUACUCCACCACCUCAAAAAAGAAAGCUGACAGACGAGACUAAAGUACACAAACGACCUAAAAUCUUUCGUCACUUUGAGGACGACGAGACGAAAGAUGAAUCCGAAGACAAAAUUAAACGAAAAAUUUACGAAGAAAAUUCGAACGACAGCGAUAGCCCUGAAGCAAAAAAAUUAAAGUUUACAAAACAGUUUUUCGACGAAUUGCGUACUUGCCUCCCAAACGAUGGGGAGAAAAGUGGCAGAAGUUCACCAGAAAUUGUUGAGAUCAAGGACGUCGAAGAGCGCCCCAGAAAGUCACCGAAACCGCAACAGCCAUUGAAGAAAAGCAAAGUUGUUAGGCGAUUGAUGUUUGACGAAGAUAAGACCUCGCCGGUAUCAGGGACUAUUAUAAGAGAUCUUGAUGAAGACGAGACUUUAGUAGUGAGAAAGGGUGACAUAGACCCCGCAUUUAACGUGGUGGAAGUAACUGAGGAGGCAAAAGCUUUGAUAGCAACGAUCGAGAACCGUCUGGGUCGAUACAUCUGCAGACUGUGCAGGCGUUUGUACAAUGACGCAUUUGCUCUGGCCCAGCACAGAUGUUCUAGAAUUGUACAUAUUGAAUAUCGGUGUCCGGAAUGCGAUAAGGUCUUUAACUGCCCAGCCAAUCUGGCUUCGCAUCGCCGAUGGCAUAAGCCUAGGGUACCUGGAGCGACCAAGCGUCGAGAGCCUGCGAACACAGAAUCGGGCCGCUUCUCUUGCGAGAGGUGUGGAAAGCUCUUCCGAAGGCAGGCGUAUCUACGGAAACACCUUUUAGCUCAUGAACAACCAGACAACGAUAUUGAUAAGGAGCCAUCGGCCUUCCGUCAAGUCCAAGUUGAUUAUUCAUAUCAACCGGAAACCGUGCGAGACAACAAUUUCAACAACUUCUGGAAUAAGAUACCGCCCCUGCAAAGAGAGACGAGCUGGGAGGAUGUUCGCGCUCGCUGUCCUUCAAAUUGCUCCUCUGAGGACUCCCGAAGCCUUGAUGUCACGGGAUCGGAGGACGAAGGGGGCGGGACGGUGGAUGGCUGACGUCACAUCCUGCGGCCCGUGCCGCGAUUUCCGUACAACCUUGGGUCUGCCUACCCCUAUUCAGGGCCGUAUGGAGACUCUUUCUAUUUCUCCUAAAGGUAUCACUAGCAUCGGCAUUCUGUGUAUAAAUCGUAAAUAAUAAUCAUGUAGUUUAGAAAUAAUGGUGUAUAGGUGUGUUUUAGCUUAAUACGAAUUGUACAGUGGGGAUACCUUUAUAACAGAUUUUAAGUUGUAUUUUUUUUAAUUUAGAAUUUUUAAUUGUACAUUCUCCUACAGCAGCAUUCCAAAAUGAUUUGAGACGAUGUCAAACAUAUCUCAUGUGUAAAUAACACAUUUAAUGUAACAUAUAUAUUAUAUAUAUAUGAAGUAGCUUAAAAAUCAGUAAUAAAUUUUAAGGUAUAGUUCACUUCGAAAAUUAACAAAUCAUCAUGAAUCAAUUCCAAGAUAAAUCUGCAGAGAAGUUAAAAAUUAUUUUUCAAUGUCCAGAUAAUUUCAGAAGGUUCGAAACCAUUUAAUUCAUGUGUCUACCAAUUGAAAUGUCACCAGUUUAAAGAAGGUCAUUUCUGUCUUGAAAUACGUGAAUUACAAAAUCAAUAAGUUUGUGCAUAUUUUUAGAUGCACCACAUCGAUACUUCUCAUAAUUAUUUCAUUGCCUCCAUGGCAAUUCUCGGGGGUCAUGUCCUACUUAUGGCUCUAUGAAUAGAGGUACAAUGUACGAUUAUUAAGGUACGAUUUCUAGUCUUGAAACCAAAUAAAAAUAUUUUGUAAACUAAUUUAGCUUUUGUAAGUUUUAGUCACUAAAACCAAAUAUUUAAUCUAAGAUCUCGAGUAUAAAACCUAGUCAAAUACUAUUAUUGUUGUUCACUUGCAACAGCAAAUAAAUCCCGAGACAACGAACAAAAACAAGAAACGUAUUAGUAUAAUACGUAAGCAAGAAAUAAUUCUAUAAAAAUUCAUGUCACUGUUCGAUAAGAAUAACGGGAAGAUUUUUCGGUCAAUCAAAGCCUAGUCAAGCAUUUACUAGUCAAGUAUCUUUUGAUCUCAAUAUAUUCUAAUAAAGUUUUGUCUAGUCAUUAUAUUAUUAAUCACUAUAGUUUGCAUUUACAAAGAAAAGAAGUGUAUAUUAAUUACGACAAGCGACUUAUUUUUAUCGUAAUUCUAGUCAAAUCAUAAAAAUAUUAUAUUUUCUAGUCAUUUUUAAAUAUAAAUUUAUUUUUACUACAAAGUCAAGAUUUAUUUACUACUUUAUUUUUAAAUUCAAAUUUAUUUACAGAAAUAUAUAUGUAUGAGUAGGUACUCGAUUUUUAAGCUACUUCUAAAAUUAAAUAAUAGAAACGUAUAACGUUAUCCUAAUUUAUUAUGAGUUUAUGGGGAGUAUGACAAGUAAGAACUUAUAUAGGCUAAGUUGAAAGAUGUCCUGCACCCCUUAAGUUAUUAGUUUAUUAGUUAAGAGAGAUAUAUAAGAGGAGAUAUUGAGUGGAAUCUAGUCAGUGUGUUUUUGAAACGCGUUCCAAAGAUGUAUAUAAAUGACGCUAUAUUUUAACAUUAAUUUAGAUUUAUAUAUUAUAAUUUUUAACAUUUAAACCCAAAAUUAAUGUCUCUUGUAUUAGUUUGGUAAUAAUAAACAUAUUUUGGCGAUCGCAAUUGAAAGUAUAAUCAAUAUAUUUGUGUUGUUUUGUGUAAUAUUAAAAUAAUAGUAGUACAUAUUUAUAAAACAUAAUAUAGUACUAUCAAUGUUUAGAAAAACGAAUAGUGAAAAUUUUAUGCAAAGUGUUGUUUAAAAUAUGCCGUCAUAAUUAUUAACCAACUAUGACGUAUAGCAAUAGGUAUAUAAUAAUAAAAAAUAUAAUAUUAUGCAAAAAUAAAUGUGUGUUAUUCACUUCUUAGUAUAGCUUGUGCACUGUUUGAUAUUUUUUAGAAUAAGUAACAUUUAAAUUUGUAAAUUAUAAGUCUUGUAUAUUAUUAUUUAAUAUAUUGUCAAUGUAUG